Molecule: messenger RNA, 4333 nt
Organism: Tigriopus californicus
Lineage: Eukaryota; Metazoa; Arthropoda; Copepoda; Harpacticoida; Harpacticidae
Product: synaptogenesis protein syg-2-like
Exons: 20
Coding region: 859-3951 (1030 amino acids)
Molecular function (GO): protein binding
Source: RefSeq, a predicted model, not a curated record
GCCCGAAAACAUACUCUCUCUCUCGCAAAGGCUGGACAGUCGGCGAAGAAGGGAGAGGGAGACAAAAAGGCCAAAACCAAUGGACCACUCGGAAGCGACCGACCGACCGACCGACCUACGAGCCUAGCAGCUCAGCAGCCAGGGAGUUAGCCUGCCAAGCCUAGCACCAUCUAGCUGUGCAUUGUCUAGGUAAGCUACUACAAAGUAGUCAAGCGGGAAACGGAGGCAGGAACCACGGCUGAAUGGAACGCACGAAUACCACGAAGCGACAAAUCAUAAACCAGCCACCUUGGUUGGCGUCGCUCGUGUCUCCGUUGUUGAGUACUACGACUACUAUUGAGCUCGGAUCAUCAUUGGGCUUUUAUUCGAAGGCGAAAAACGAAAGGAAUUUCCUCCUCACGAAGAAUAGCAUCAUUAUUGCUCUCGUGCUAUCAAAGGCCACUUCAACCAGAAACUCGGCUUCUCGGGUGGCCUUUAUCUUGAUACAAGUUUCUCUCUCUCUCUGUCUCUCUCGGACAUCUUGGGCAACUCCUGGGGGUAAUUGAAUUACAUUCCCGUGUUCUUCGCCAAAGGAUUGUUUGUCCUUCAUCGAGGAAACCGGCCAAGACCAAGCGAGUUGUGGAUAAAACAGAAAGUGCCUUCGCGUUCGUUUAACGUUGGGUUUGUUCGGUUCAUUCACGAGCCAUCGAAGACCAACAAGUCUCUCCGUGUUCCCAGUCGUUCCUAACUGAUAUUGGAUAAAGUGAAAAGACUAGGUCGUUCAUUCGAUUAGCACCCAGAAACAGGGGUGGAAAGCAAAAGGAUUUAUCGGGUCCAAGCACCAACAGCCUCCGUUUAGUCUACGCUCGCUUCAUUACCAUGAUCAGUUUGAGAUUGUGCGCCAACGAGUGUUUGUUCUGGUUCCUCUUGAUUAUGAUUUCCUACCAUAGGGCUCGAGCUCAGGGCCCACAUCCCAUGAGUGAACCACAGAUUGGGCUCCAUCCAUACAAUCGACCCAUUCAGUUUCCCAAUGGAUUCACGCCCAAUCCCAGCUCGACCAAAAAGGUCCACCAAAUGCCGACCACCCAGGAAUACGAAGAUGACGAAAAGCCAAUUCCAAUCGUGGAUGUGCAUGCCGUCAUUGGCCGUAAAGCCGAGCUUCCCUGUGACAUCGACCCGAGUGACCCGAAAGAUGACGUGUACCUCGUUCUUUGGUAUCGCCACGAGGCCGGGAAGCCUCUCUAUAGUUUCGAUGUGCGUGGUCGGGACUCUGAGGAUGGGAAACAUUGGUCUGCCAACGAACCCUUUGGGAAUCGGGCAUUUUUUCGCGUCGGAACCGAUCCCACAUUCCUAUUGAUCAACGAUGUCCGCUUGGAUGAUGAAGACGUGUAUCGUUGUCGGGUUGAUUACAGGAAUUCUCCAACGAAGAACAUGAAACUCAAUCUGACAGUUGUAGUGCCUCCGAAUUCACCGAGGAUUAUUAGCGAGGAUCGCCGAAUCGACACUUCCAAAGCGAUUGCCGGCGUCUAUCAGGAAGAUGAUGUCAUGCGAUUAAAAUGCGAUGUGGUGGGAGGUCGACCUUUGCCCUCGGUGACUUGGUGGAUCAACGGGAAUCUGAUCGACGAUACCCACUUCAAUGAAGGCACGGACACCGUGGUCAAUCGGUUGCAAGAAAUGAAGGCCGAAAGACAUCUGGAUGGAGCUCAAAUCGAGUGCCGUGCUUCAAACAACAAUGUCAGCCAGCCCCAGUCACGCAUACUUGAGAUAAAAAUCAACCUGAGACCAGUCUCCGUGUCCAUCAUACAGAAGCCGGAAUACGUGCGAGUGGGACAAGAGUAUGAAUUGGUUUGUCAGGCCUUUGGUUCCAAACCCGAAGCCAUCAUCACCUGGUACAAAGGUCGUGAAGUGGUCCACGACGAGCGUGUCACCUCUCAUUACCAAGAGAAUCCCGAGGUGACGAAUAGCUUACUCAAAUAUCGACCGCGUCGAGCUGACAAUGGAAAGCGAAUCACUUGUCGAGCUCAAAACCCCGCCAUGCCCUUGUCGGCCAUUGAGGACUCGCUUGUACUGGCCGUCAUGUAUCCACCUAUCGUUCAAUUAGGCUUGGGCCGAUCAAUCCAACCCGAUGAUAUCAAGGAGCGUGAUGACGUCUAUUUCGAAUGCGAUGUCAAAGCCAACCCUCCAAUUCAAGGCAUCGAAUGGCAACAUAACGGCAAAACUUUGGAGCACAAUGUGGCGCGUGGCGUAAUUCUCAGCAAUCAGAGUUUAGUCAUCCAAAGGAUAUCUCGAGAUGACGCGGGAGAAUAUGUUUGCAAGGCCGAAAAUGCUCAUGGAGCAGGAAAAAGCAACCCAGUUCUUCUCGGCAUCAAAUAUCGACCAGUCUGUCAACACGGUGGCGAAUCGCCACAAUUUGGCGUUGUUCAAGGCGGAAACGUGACCCUUCAAUGUGACGUUUUGGCCAAUCCGCCUGUUCAUCAAUUUCGUUGGUGGGUGAAUAAAGACGGUAAAGCCAUCGAGGUCCGACCGGAGGACAUACGCUCCCUGGAGAGCUCAAGCUCGAUUGUCUAUUCGCCAGAGAGUGAACUGGACUACGGGUCCGUAAGUUGCAUGGCCACAAAUACCAUUGGGAGACAAAAUCAUCCAUGUACCUUCAUUAUCACGGCUGCCACCAAGCCUCGGAGGCCCGAGAAUUGCAAUGUUCACAAUUCCACCAACGGUGGUGGUCAUCAAAUUCUUGAACUCAAAUGCGAUCCACCUUACGAUGGAGGCUUGGAUACUAGUUUUGUAUUGGAGAUAUACGAUACCAAAACGAAUCGGCUCAGGCACAACUUCACUAGCCAAAGAGCGCCUCAUUUUGUCCUCCGUGACCUCCGCAGCCUCCAUCCCCUGCGUUUUCGCCUAUACGCUGUGAAUGCCAGGGGUGUGAGCGAGAAUAGCGAGAUUCCCGUCGUAAUGGUGAAUCAACCUGAAAAGCAUACCGAUACAAUCACCGUGUCAUCCGGAAUAAAUACCGAUUCCAUAGUGUUGAUGAUUUGCGGCCUGGCCAUUGCUCUCCUCAUCGUUUUGUUCUUCGUCGGACUUGUCAUCCAUCGCAGACAGGGACUAAGCAAGAAACUUUUGGAUUGCCACGCCACUAAUUCCAACCCAACAAGUGAAUCUCCCAAUGCCAAUGCUAGCAAAGUUCAAUCCAUCACCGCUGAAUCAUCAAACCCAAACAAAUCGCAAAUAUUCAAGAAUGAAGCCCUGCCCGACCCGGACCCACGAACCAAAUCCACUUUGUCGUUUAACCCCGGAACGUUGAAACCUACAGAAGGAGCUGAUAUCAACUUGCAAUCGAGAUUGAUUGAUCCACGGUCUGGGGCAUCCAUCGCGCAACAGACAAAGCCCAUUUUGAAAACCUCCUCGCACAUUGAUGCCGCGUUGACCCCCGCGCCUCCUUAUAGUCACGCCCCAAUACAUCCCACAGGCUCCAAUGCAGGCAAUUGGUACCCGAACCCAAUGGAUCAAGAUGCUGCCGUGUGGAUUGCCAGAGAGCACGGACAGUAUUACUAUCCUCCGUGCGGAACUCUCCCAAAUAAACGAGCUCAAUUGAGCCAAAAAUCCCACGGAGGUCAUUCCGACACCAAAAUGACAUAUCCAGAUUUCUACCCAAAGUCUAAUACAUUAAAUCGGAGGCGUCCAAUGCAAGCCGGCCCUCAUGAUACUUCCACUUACUCUCCACACACCUCAGGUCACAUUGGCCUGCCCAUGAACUCAUCUAUGUCUAUUGGGCAUCAAUCCCAUCAAGCUAAAUCCGGAUCUCUCACUUUGGCGAAUGACUCUCGCCGAUUACGCUACAAUAGCUCAGUCCGAGAUCUUGAGACUGAUACCGAGUAUCUUUUACAUGGAGAGGACAAAGGCUCCCAAAACAAAACCAAUUACAUGUCCAAGAACCCUAGGAGCACUUUCUUGGAUGAAAACAUCCAUGUUUAGACUAUUUCGGACGCUUAACAUUUUUUCGGAUGAAUGUGUACAAUUGCAUAUCUUCAACGAAGCCGAAACCUACCACAACGAGGCUAAACUCAUAUCUAUUAACCUGAUGCAUUAUCAUCGAUUGCAAUGCUUUUUGUCAGAUGUAUGACUUGUUAAUGAACCUAGUUUAAAUAUCUUCUUCUUGAAACUCCACGUCAUGUUAUCCAAAUAUCAGUAUACCAGAUUUUAUUAUGAACUAUUAUGAAUGCUCGCUCUUAAGUGAAUGCUUCCUCUCCAAGAUAGACGAAGUCCUUCAGACCGUGGGUUGUUUGAUUGUCGACUGCGAUUGUAGUUCAGAUGGGAAAUUGUGUCGAAUAAAUGACCCGUAAGUCAUAUUAACUAA